Messenger RNA from Medicago truncatula (barrel medic), 2942 nucleotides. Its product is annotated as dymeclin. The record is from RefSeq and is a predicted model, not a curated record. NCBI's taxonomy places the organism in Eukaryota, Viridiplantae, Streptophyta, Magnoliopsida, Fabales, Fabaceae. The transcript is spliced from 18 exons. The coding region runs from base 409 to 2577 and encodes 722 amino acids. Gene Ontology annotation, cellular component: Golgi apparatus. Gene Ontology annotation, biological process: Golgi organization.
GAAAUUUUAGAUUUAUAAGAAGAAAUUCGAGUUAUGUCUUGUUUGGCUUCUACCACUCGGUGACGUCGAAAACCUUAUUAUUAUUAACUGAUAAUAACCGCUGAUCCAAACAAGUCCUUACAAUUAAUUCAUUUUUCUCUGCAAAACCUUCGUUUCGAAGAAGCCUCCUUCUCGCUCUUCUUCUUUUUCUUCUCUUCUUCGUUACACUCUCUCUGUUCUCUCCAUUCCCUUCACGAACCAUCGAGAUUUUCAAAACCAAUCUCCAUAAUCGCGUUUAGAUCAAAUCAUUUUCAUCUUCUGCGAAUUUUCACACAAUGCAGCUUUGAAAUUUGAAUCUCCCACCAAAUCAGACGCAACGAGAUUUGAACAACACUAUCGUUGAAAAUAACCGUUUUUUUUCCUUUCUGAAUGGGUUCGGUGUCUUCAACGCCGCGUAAGCGUGGUGAAUUCUCGCCGGAGACGGCGGAGUAUCUGAUCGGGACUUUUGUCGGUGAUGAGUCGUUCCCUUUCUCAUCGGAGUUUUGGCAGAAAUUGCUUGAGCUUCCUCUCAAUGUUCAAUGGCCUGCUGAACGUGUUCAACAAGCUUGCGAGCUUUUGGCGAAAAACAAUUGUCAAACCAGGCAUCUUGCAAAGCUUUUGUUCCAUCUAGCAUGCUACUUGCAGGAGUCCAUGUCUACUUCUGGUGUGCCGCCCUUGGUUUAUGAAAAGGCUGCUAAUGCAGUGUACAUCGGUUCUGUGUUUUUGAAGCACUUGAUUGAAAGUGGUAUGCAGUUGUAUCUAUCUUUCGAUGGUGAUGAAGCUGUACUGAAGGAUGUUUUGGGAGAUAAAACCAUUGAAAAUCUUGUUAUGAGGAAUGUACUGAACUUUAUAGCAUCAGUAGAAGUGAGUCCAAACACAUUUCUUCUACAUCUAGAACUGCUUAAUUUCUUGAUUAUUACAAUGUCAACUCAGCUUCUAUGUGGUUCAUCUCCUGGACCAAAUGAUGUGAAUCCAUUUCUUGAUGCAGCAAUGGCUCAGGACAGUGAUCUGGUUGGUUUAGUUGUUCGCAAAUUGCUUCUAAAUUUCAUUACCCGUCCUAGGGUUCCAUUCAAUCGGGCAACUUAUCCCAUCUUUUAUGACGGAAGUCAGAGUAGUGUGCUACAGAGAGUUGGUUCUGCAGCUGCAAAUAUUGUUUUAUUGCCAUUCAGUUAUUUGGUCAGUUCUAGCGGUGAAGGGUCAAGAAACCCAAUAGCGGAUAGCAGUCUUCACGUGCUUCUUAUUCUCAUUCAUUAUCAUAAAUGUGCUGUGAGUGAGGACUACUCUGCCAUUGAGAAUAACAAAUCUUCAGCUUCAGAUUCAUUAAUCAAAGAAAAUCCCCAAUUUUCCGACAACUCAUACUGCAAGGCCUUAGAGCAAGCAAUUGAUUGUGAAUUGGAUCGUGUAGACAUCGAGGGCAAUGCACAUAGUGGCCGACACAUAAAGUUGCCUUUUGCUUCUUUGUUUGAUACACUUGGCAUGUGCUUAGCUGAUGAGGCAGCAGUCCUACUGCUUUACUCGUUGUUGCAAGGAAAUUCUGCCUUUUUGGAGUAUGUCUUGGUGCGGACUGAUAUAGAUACAUUGUUAAUGCCGAUUUUGGAAGCUCUAUACAAUGCUCAAAGUAGGACACCUAAUCAAAUAUACAUGUUGCUGAUUAUAUGUCUUAUACUUAGUCAAGAUUCUUCUUUCAAUGCAAGCAUUCAUAAGCUGAUAUUGACGGGUGUUCCAUGGUACAAAGAACGUCUUCUCCAUCAGACUAAUCUUGGUUCUCUUAUGGUCAUAAUUCUUAUCAGAACUGUACAGUAUAAUUUGUCUAAACUACGGGAUGUCUAUCUCCACACAACAUGUCUGGCAACUUUGGCUAACAUGGCACCUCAUGUUCAUCGUUUGAGUGCAUAUGCAUCUCAGAGACUAGUCAGCCUUUUCGAUAUGCUCUCACGCAAGUAUAACAAAUUAGCUGAUCGCAGAGAUAAUAAGCUUCAUAUUGCAAAAGACAACUCAAUUGAAGGAAACAGCUUUGUAGAGGAUGUGUCAACUGAAAUGCAGAUUUACACCGACUUCUUGAGGCUUGUACUAGAAAUAAUAAAUGCAAUCCUGACUUAUGCACUGCCUCGGAAUCCUGAGGUAGUGUAUGCAGUAAUGCACAGGCAGGAAGUCUUUCAGCCAUACAAGAGUCACCCACGCUUCCAUGAACUACUUGAAAACAUUUAUACCGUAUUAGAUUUUUUCAAUACUCGUAUGGAUGCUCAAAGAGUUGAUGGUGACUGGUCAGUCAGCGAAGUGCUCCAAGUGAUAAUUGUCAAUUGUCGUUCUUGGAGGGGUGAUGGAAUGAAGAUGUUUACUCAACUGCGCUUCAUGUAUGAACAAGAGAGACACCCCGAGGAGUUUUUUAUCCCAUAUGUCUGGCAGCUUGUAUUAUCCCACUGUGGAUUCACGUUCAAUGCAGAAGCCAUAACUUUGUUUCCAGUUGAUCUACACUCAGAAAAACUUGAAAAUGGGGUGGAGGGGAGCACAUUUCAAAAUGGCGAUUUUGACAAGCCCGAGUAUCAGCUUGAUCCAUAACUGCUUGUAUUAGUACAAUGUGGCUGCCAAAUUUAUUAGUUAUUUGUACAUAUGGACUAGUUGAUAAGAUUUCUGAAAAAAAGAAAAAGAUGCUAAGAUGUGUAUUGUUCUCUCAUUCUUUUUUGUUCAUAUAAUGUGAGUGUAAAGGUUCAUUUCGUUGAUGAAGAUGAGAUAUCCAUGUAUUGAAUAAGCGUUGAUGCUAGUGUUCAUGCAAAUAUCAAUCAUACAGCUUUUGUAGAUGUGCUCGGUUGCACCUCAGUCCUCACUAAUGCUGUUGAUCGAAGAAUUUCACGUUCUCUAUUAUGUGACUACUUUUGUGUCAACAUUUUUGUUACAAUUUAUACGAAAGAAAUUUAAAUUUUAUA